Suillus plorans is the source of this 1687-nucleotide messenger RNA. RefSeq lists its product as uncharacterized. Gene Ontology annotation, molecular function: glycerol-3-phosphate O-acyltransferase activity; glycerone-phosphate O-acyltransferase activity. Lineage: Eukaryota; Fungi; Basidiomycota; Agaricomycetes; Boletales; Suillaceae. Gene Ontology annotation, biological process: phospholipid biosynthetic process. The transcript has 10 exons. The record is from RefSeq and is a predicted model, not a curated record. Gene Ontology annotation, cellular component: endoplasmic reticulum membrane. Bases 1 to 1602 code for a protein of 533 amino acids.
AUGGCGAAAGGUUCUACUACGCCUUGGUCUUACAUCUUAAUUCGGUUGCUCUUCAAGUUUGUGCUGAAGAUAUUUUAUGGGACCAUCGUCGUCGAGAAUGCUGAUAUUAUACCGAAAACCGGGCAACCAUGCAUUGUCUGUGCCAACCAUCCCAAUUCCCUGACGGAUGCACUUCUUCUGGUAACUUCUAUGCCGUCCAAAACCCGUAAUAUGCUGCGGCUCACGGCAAAAUCCACCCAAUUCGGCCAUCGGACAUUCACCAGUUGGCUGAUCGAAUCCGCAGGCACUGUGCCUAUUAAGCGGCGUAAAGACUACAAUGACAGCGAGGUUGAUAACAGCCAAGCCAUGGAUAAGCUAAUGGAUGCACUCGAACUGGGAGAUGCAGUUUGUUUAUUUCCGGAGGGGGCAAGUCGUUAUCACCCCACCAUUGCCCCCCUUAAGACUGGAGUGGCUCGUAUUGUUUCGGAUGUCCUGAGUCGUAAUCGUGAUGAUCCAAACUUUUCUGUAUCCAUUCUGACAUGCUCAAUCACUUACAUGCAUCGACAACAUUUCAGAUCAGAUGUUCUAGUAACAUUCAACACCCCAACGACGUUUACUCCCAAGGAUAAUCCAGAGCUUCUGGCUCCCGUACAGUAUGACGAAAUUCGGGCUCUGACUACACGGAUGCAACAACAAAUUAGUUCCCGGACGAUUGACUCGCCAUCUUGGGAAUUUGUGAGAUCCGCAAAGAUGGCGACACGCAUGUAUGCACCUCUUGGGACUCUUAUGAGCCUAGGAGAAUAUGUGCGAAUCACCAGAACAUUUGUCGAGGCUUUCAAAGCUUCCGACGACACUCAAAAGAGCAAACGUAUUGUUGAGGAUCAGUCUAUCGACUUCACCAAGGAGGACAUUGAGCUCAACCAACUGCGUCGUGACCUCAAGUAUUAUCAAGACCGGCUUGUUCAUUGGGGUAUCAAAGACGAUCGCAUUGCGCGUCCUCUCUCCUUGGGAACGAUUACCAUGCGGAUGGUUAUUCGACUAACGUGGUUCAUAUGUCUCUUUACCAUAUCUCUUCCAGGCCUGGUGCUCUGGACCCCAGUAUUCAUUACCACAUUCAUCGCCGUCCGGAACUUCAAAAGAACUGGGCCAGUCUGGGACACCUUUGACGAGAUAGCGCAAUAUAAACUUGUCUAUGGACUUUUUUCGGGUCUAUCCGUCUGGGCUGCUUGUAUUCUAUUGACGCUUCCCUCCGCCGCAUUCACAACAUUUCUCGUCCCUGCAAUGAUGUGGAUGACCCUGAGAUGGACAGAAGACGCGAUAUCGGCUUUCCGCGCCUUUAUGGCACUAGCGAGGCUUCUGUGUGUCGGGAAGAAGACGCUGAACGAGAUACGAGUGACAAGGCGGGAUCUGCAUUCGCGAUUGAUGAAUCUUGCUGUGGGGACUUUGGGUUUACCGGAUGAUCCCGAGAAGUUUUUCGUCGAACGUGGGGGUAAACAGAAGGGUCGUGUGAGAAGCACAUGGGACAGUGGAGCUAAGUACUUCUCUGUCAGAAGGAGGCGGAAGAGGGACUGGAAUGAGACACUGAGGCUAUAUGACCAGGUAGACUAUCCCGAAGAUGGGUGAAGAAGGGCUAUGUAUACCAGAUGGCACAUCUUGACAACCGAUAUUUGGUAUUUCAUUUUGCAUACAACUUUCACACAAUUACACC